Molecule: messenger RNA, 417 nt
Organism: Puccinia graminis f. sp. tritici CRL 75-36-700-3
Lineage: Eukaryota; Fungi; Basidiomycota; Pucciniomycetes; Pucciniales; Pucciniaceae
Exons: 2
Coding region: 1-417 (138 amino acids)
Source: RefSeq, a predicted model, not a curated record
AUGGCAGCCAAGGUGGAGAACAUUUUGGAGGCAUUGCUCAUGGAUGUGCAAGAGACCGAUGUUCUAACCAAAACUCAGCAGAAUUUACAGGAUAUUUGCAGAGCCAAAAAUCUCCCCAAGUCAGUUAUGGAAUCGGUGAUUUCUAAUACGGCAAAGAAGUUCUGUAGGCUAUGGAUAAUGUGGAACUCUAGCUGUAAUAAGGUCUUACUGUGGAGUCAGCAGUGGAUUGAUGAACCAGGUGAAGACAUUGAGCUGAGAGAAAAAUGGGACAAUGUCAUUGUGAAGAAUAGGACAUUGUGGGAAAAACUACGUGGAGAGGCAGUGAUAGAAGAAGAUGAAAACGACGAAGAAGAAGAAGAUCAGGAUGAAGAGCAAUCAGUUUUUUUGCAUGAAAUUGAUGAUUAUUUAGAUUUAUAG